UUAGCCUCCGCUCCAGAAAGCCUCUUUUCUGCCAAGACCAUGAAGCUCUGCGUGACUGCCCUCUCUCUGCUCAUGCUCCUGGCUGCCUUCUGCUCUCCAGCACUCUCAGCACCAAUAGGCUCAGACCCUCCUACAGCCUGCUGCUUCUCUUACUUCCCACGGAAACUUAAUAGGGACAUUGUGGUGGAUUACUUUGAUACCAGCAGCCUCUGCUCCCAGCCAGCUGUGGUGUUCCUGACCAGAAAGGGCAAGCAAAUCUGCACCAACUCCAGCGAGCCCUGGGUCCAGGAGUAUGUGAAUUCCCUGGAACUGAAAUGAGCCUUUCUGGCUGGAGAUGGAGGGUCUCAGGGAAAGUCACCUGAGCCUGAGGCUGUCAGCAAGAUGCCCUCCAGCCUGUAGUUGUCCUUCCUUCUCUUAAUUUAAUCUCCAUUGUGUGUUGUGUUAUUCUGUUGGGUGCUCUUUCCCUAAUUUAUAUUCAUUUUGCCAAAGGACAGAUGUCCCCCAAGGGGAUGGUCCAUUGUCACUGUUUCUCUGCUACAGAGGA
Molecule: messenger RNA, 544 nt
Organism: Condylura cristata (star-nosed mole)
Lineage: Eukaryota; Metazoa; Chordata; Mammalia; Eulipotyphla; Talpidae
Product: C-C motif chemokine 4
Exons: 3
Coding region: 40-318 (92 amino acids)
Biological process (GO): lymphocyte chemotaxis; chemokine-mediated signaling pathway; positive regulation of ERK1 and ERK2 cascade
Cellular component (GO): extracellular region
Molecular function (GO): chemokine activity; CCR chemokine receptor binding
Source: RefSeq, a predicted model, not a curated record